AUGGGAAAGACUCGGAGUGUAUCUUCUGACGACUGUGGUUUGGAGGAGCCAAAUUCGCCCUUUGCCAACACGUCUGGGACUGAUCGGAAGCGGAGGCGCGGAGUAAUUGAAAAACGCAGGAGAGAUCGCAUCAAUUGCAGUCUAUACGACCUGAAGCGUCUUGUGCCUGACAUGACUCGCAAACCGGGUUCGUCCAAAUUGGAAAAAGCCGAAAUAUUGCAAGCAACUGUGGAUUUCAUUCAACGGCUGUACAGAGAAGGUCAUGUGCUAGGUUGUGAAGCGCGCGCGAUCGAGCUCAGGCGUACCGGAUUCAAAGAAUGUAUGCUCGAAGUUACACGCCUACUGGCCAACUUUCAAGGAAUUAACGUCCAUUACGAAGAAGUCAGACAGACCAUCCUCACACACCUACAGCAGUAUGAACGCCAGCGGGAUGCUGAUGCGAAGAUCUACUUGGCGAACAUCGCAGCAGUAGCUCAUGCGCUGGAUUCCCAGAGACAAAAGCUGAAUCUCGGUAUUCCACAUCCUGUAACGGCAGCUGCUGCCAACCCUUGGGUUUGUCAACCAUCAGAUCCAUGUGCUCAGGGUUCCUGCGAUUCCAGUCGGGGACAGAGCUAUUCACACCACAACCAUUACGACUGGGAAUCGAGCAGCCAGCAGUACACCGUUGCCGUACCCCAGUAUCCGCAGUCAGCAUUCAUUAAUCAAACCGGUUCUCAGUUAAUGAAUCCAGUUGGCAGACAACACGAAAAUUCCUCUAUAAAACAUAAGCCCCAAUCCUCAUGCCUUCAACACAAUCAGACGGAUGUUGACUUUCAUGCACAGUUCACCAGUCCUUCACAAAUGAACCACACGCCUUUCAACUCUCUAACGAAUCCAGGAGUGAAUGCCAUUCAGGUCCCCAACGUGCUCGGACCGAAUGAGAGUCAGUCCACAUCGUCCCCACCUUUUCAAUCGACUCCGGACGAUACCGAACUGAUGACAAGCCCACACCUGUUCGGGAAAAUGUUGGGUUCCAACGAGGGUCGUACAGAGUGCUCGUCUUUAGAGAACGUUCAAACAGCACCUCAGACGACCUCAAUGUUGGCUCAGCUGCACAACAGACGGGAUCAGCCAUCGACAUCCAUGCUGCCCGAAGUGUCGGGAAACCGGUUGGGCGCUGUCCAUGGAUGUGGGAACCAGACUGGAAAUGCCAGGAAGCUCGAGCCUUUACAGCCUACAGCAAAGCACAGUGAUUCUAGAACCGGUCUAGAAGUCUACCCUACCGCACAGCCGUAUGAGGAAGUUUCGUAUGGAAGCACUCAAGCUUAUCCUAGUUCAAGCAGGGAAAUAGAAGUUUGGAACAAAACGAGGAUCCCGGACACAGAUUCCGGAUAUCUCAACAACUAUUGGCAAUAUUCUUUCCAGGCGCUGUGA
Molecule: messenger RNA, 1413 nt
Organism: Dicrocoelium dendriticum
Lineage: Eukaryota; Metazoa; Platyhelminthes; Trematoda; Plagiorchiida; Dicrocoeliidae
Source: the annotation of a GenBank genome assembly